Messenger RNA from Choloepus didactylus (southern two-toed sloth), 3321 nucleotides. Its product is annotated as ankyrin repeat domain-containing protein 26-like. The transcript is spliced from 32 exons. Lineage: Eukaryota; Metazoa; Chordata; Mammalia; Pilosa; Megalonychidae. The record is from RefSeq and is a predicted model, not a curated record. The annotation marks the transcript as partial. Gene Ontology annotation, molecular function: protein binding.
AUGUCAGCAGCAACAAACCCUGACCACUGGGAAAUUACAAAGCCGGGGGGGCCUCAGGGCGCACAAGCUGGAGCUAAGGGCAGCCUCAUGGCAAACAUCGCUCCGGCAGGGCCGGCGGGUUGGGGGUACCUCCUCCGGGACCAGGACCUUGGCAAGAUCCACAGGGCCGCCAGUCGCGGCAAAGUGGCCAAAGUGCAGCAGAUCCUGUUGCUCGGAAAAAAUGGCGUGAAUGACAAGGACAAAAAGAGCAGGACCGCUCUGCAUCUGGCCUGUGCCAAUGGCUAUGCAGAAGUGGUAACUCUCCUGGUAGAGAGAAAGUGCCAGUUGAACCUCUAUGACGGUGAACAAAGGACAGCUCUGAUGAAGGCUAUACAAUGCAAGGAAGAGGAAUGUGCAACCAUUCUGCUACAGCAUGGUGCUGACCCAGAUAUUGUGGAUGCCUGUGGCAACACGGCUCUCCACUAUGCUGCCUGUGCUGAGCAUAUACCACUAGCAGCCAAACUGCUUUCAUACAAUGCAAAUAUUGAGGCAAGAAACAAGGAUGACUUGACACCACUUUUACUUGCUGUAGAUGAAAGCAAACAGCAAAUGGUGGAAUUUUUAGUAAAGAAAGGAGCAAAUAUACAUGCAGUUGAUAAGUCAAAAAGCUGUCACCAACUGAUUUCUGAGUAUAAAGAAAAAAAGCUACUCAUGAGUUCCUCGCAAAAUAAUAAUCCAGAGCAGCUGGCAAUUACCCAAGAAACAUUGGACGCAAGUUUGCAAUUGGAGGAAAAGCUGAGAUUGCAGCGAACAUUACUUUCCAACAAACCUGGCAUUGAUGAUUCAUGGCCUACAUCAGACGAAGAAGACUUCAAUUUUGAUACCAAGACUCUCCCAAAACCAAGCUUAACAAAGCUAAUGACUGCUUCUCAGCAAUUCAGGAAAAACACAGAAGAAAAUCAUAGCAUUGUGAGACGAGAAAAUAGAACCUUGUUAGAGGACAAUAGUUCUGAUAGUGAACAUGAAGAAGAUGUGGUUGAAACCUUCCCAAAGUUGCCAGUCAGAGUCCAGGGCCUCUCUCAUGCUGCCUUUCCAUCACCUGACCCUCUUCUAAAACCUCCCCUCGAGUCUUCAGCAGUCCCUGGUGCUACAAAGGUAAAGUUGUGUUUUGUUUUGUUUUUAACUUUUUCCAUGCUUUUUCCACAUUCUGUUCCCUGCAUUCUCUUAAUUGUGUAUCAACUUAAAGAUGACAAGGAUUCUAGAAAGAAAUGGAGCUCCCCAAGUAAACAGCACUACUGGAAACAAGAAGGAACAACAAAGCUAGCAAUUAUAGAAAAAGAAGCUGGUAUUGGUAUUACUGAAAGUGCUCCAAGAGAACAAACGAAUAGUGGCAAUAUGACUUCUGUUGUUGGAGCACACAAAGAUGAUAGAAGUGAUAUGAUGUCAGCUUUAGAAUUGGGUGAAGAGGAAGAUAUAGAAUCAUCUUGGGAUUCUGAGAGCAUCUCUGAGAGUCUUCCACAGAAGUGUGUUGCUCAUUUAUCUGAAGUCACAGAUCAGAAAGGAAAAAAUAUAUUAAAUGGACAAAUAGAAGAUGUGUUUUAUAUACCUUCUUGCAUGAGUGGAUCAAGAAACUUUAAGAUGGCUAAACUAGAGGAUACAAGAAAUGUAGGCAUACCAGUAGCCCACAUGGAUUCUCCUGAGAAAUAUCCUCAUGUGAAGCCCAUGCAGCCUAUCGUUGAAAUGAAAGAUUCUGCACCUAAUAAAGCAGUGAGAAUCAAGGAUGUACAAACAUCCAAAUCAGCAGAACUAGACUUAAAAAUGAAAUCAGAGGAAGAACAAGAGAGGCUUGAUGGAAGUGAAAACAACCAACCACAGGUUGAAGAAGAAAGGAAGAAGCACAGAAGAAGUGAAAUGGAAGUAUCAGAAAACUUGUAUGCUGCUGCUGAGGAUGAUGAGGAUGGAUUCAUUCAACAAAGAAAGAGUGAAAAAACUGAUAGUCAGCAAUUUCCUAUUAAGGAUAAUGAUUCUAAUAGGCUUUCCAACAAACCUGGCAUUGAUGAUCCAUGGCCUACAUCAGAUAAAGAAGACUUCGAUUUUGAUACCAAGACUCUUCCCAAACCAAGCUUAACAAAGCUAAUGACUGCUUAUCAGCAAUUCAGGAAAAACAUAGAAGAAAAUAGUGGCAUUGUGAGACCAGAAAAUAGAACCUUGUUGGAGGACAGUAGUUCUGAUAUUGCACAUAAAGAAGAUGUGGAUGAAACUCUCCCAAAGUUGCCAGUCAGAGUCCGGGGCCUCUCUCAUGCUGCCUUUCCAUCACCUGACCCUCUUCUAAAACCUCCCCUCGAGUCUUCAGCAGUCCCUGGUGCUACAAAGGAAGGAACAAGAAAGCCAGCAAUUAUAGAAAAAGAAGCUGGUAUUGGUAUUACUGAAAGUGCUCCAAGAGAACAAACGAAUAGUGGCAAUAUGACUUCUGUUGUUGGAGCACACAAAGAUGAUAGAAGUGAUAUGAUGCCAGCUUUAGGAUUGGGUGAAAAGGAAGAUAUAGAAUCACCUUGGGAUUCUGAAAGCAUCUCUGAGAGUCUUCCACAGAAGUAUGUUGCUCAUUUAUCUGAAGUCACAGAUCAGAAAGGAAAAAAUAUAUUAAAUGGACAAAUAGAAGAUGUGUUUUAUAUACCUUCUUGCAUGAGUGGAUCAAGAAACUUUAAGAUGGCUAAACUAGAGGAUACAAGAAAUGUAGGCAUACCAGUAGCCCACAUGGAUUCUCCUGAGAAAUAUCCUCAUGUGAAGCCCAUGCAGCCUAUCAAUGAAAUGAAAGAUUCUGCACCUAAUAAAGCAGUGAGAAUCAAGGAUGUACAAACAUCCAAAUCAGAUUUUUCAGAUUGGGAUUCUACUAGUUUGACCCUCAAUAGUGAGCAUUGCAAAACAUCUGGGGAUUUGAAAGUUGAUGAUAAAUGUCUAUUUGUAUCACAAUCAAUCACCAAGAAUCAGUCAGCAUCCACAGAAUGCGGACAGAUGACCUUAAUAGAUAAAGAGAAGUUUAGUACUGGAACUAUAUUUCUAUUAGAGAAUUAUUCUCUCCAUGACCCGUGUGAAUCACAGCUAUCAGAAAAGAAAGAGAGCAAAGAAGAACUAGACUUAAAAAUGAAAUCAGAGGAAGAACAAGAGAGGCUUGAUGGAAGUGAAAACAACCAACCACAGGUUGAAGAAGAAAGGAAGAAGCACAAAAGAAGUGAAAUGGAAGUGUCAGAAAACUUGUAUGCUGCUGCUGAGGAUGGUGAGGAUGGAUUCAUUCAACAAAGAAAGAGUGAAAAAACUGAUAGUCAGCAAUUUCCUAUUAAGGAU